CUUCAGUGGUAAACAACAUUAAAAAUCCCAGUUUGCUCCAACAACAGAUCAACUGUAAAUCCCAGUUUGCCGAUGUUGUAGUGUCCCUCAACUUAGACACUUCCUUCCGUCCGCACUCAAAAAGGGAUGAAUGGGGUUCUGAUUUGGUCUUCAUAUAUGAAAGUUUUAAUCUAUUGAUUGAUUGUGGAAUUGAAAUGGCUUAUAGACGUAGUGUUUGUGCUCGAGCAACCCUCUUAACUAGAAGACUCAAUCCUUGUUUUGGUUAUUUAUCUCAUCACAAUGAUAGAAGUAAAAACAGUGCUGAUCAUGAAGCACUGUCGAGGGGGCGGAUUGAUGAUUUUUUAAGCCAAAGGAGGUGUUUUGGAUCUUAUAUUAGUAAUUCUAGGACAACCAAUAGCUUAUUUCCUAAUCAAAGGUCAAUUUUCACGGGAAAUGGAUAUGGGGUUAUGAAUUUUCAUCAUAGAUAUAUGUCAACUUCGAUAGGUAAUAAAACGGACAGUGUUGAUUUUAUUAGCGAUGUUUCUGGGGUCAUUGUUGAUACCCCGGUUGAGGUAGUUGCUACUCAGGCUGCCCCUGUUGCAAACGAAGUUGCGAUUGCGGCUGCAGAUUCUUUGUGGCCGGUUGCAGCUUUGCAACAUUUGAUUGAUGCAGUUCAUUCUUUUACUGGUUUGAAUUGGUGGGCUUCAAUAGCUCUUACAACUUUGUUGAUUCGUGGGAUUACUAUUCCGUUCCUGAUUAAUCAACUUAAGUCCACCUCCAAGUUAUCAAUUAUGAGGCCACAUAUUGAGGAAAUUACGAAGGAAGUGCGAGAUAAGGGUGAUGAUCCUGAUGCUAUAGCCGAAGGGAGGCAGAAGCUGCAGGCACUGUUCAAAGAAAAUGGUGUUACUCCAUUUACUCCACUUAAGGGACUACUCAUUCAAGGUCCGGUCUUCAUGAGUUUUUUCUUUGCUAUAACAAACAUGGCCGAGAACCUUCCAUCGUUUAAAAAUGGUGGAGCUUUAUGGUUUACUGAUCUUACGACUCCUGAUGCUACGUACAUCUUACCUGUUUUGACGGCAGUGACAUUUCUUAUUACUGUGGAGUUCACUAAAUACUUCCGCUAUGGCUCGUCUCAGUGCAAUAUGCAGGAAGGUCUGGAAGGUAAUCCUGUUGGCAAUGUCAUGAAAAAGUUUUCACGAGCCUUAGCUAUUCUUUUUGUUCCAUUAACAAUGAAUUUCUCAAAGGCUAUCUUUUUUUAUUGGAUCACUUCUAAUAUUUUCUCUUUCGUCUAUGGAGCUGUGCUAAGACUUCCUGGUGUUAAGCCAGCAUUGGGAAUCCCUACAAUAACAAUGCCGCCUCCUAGCACCUCGCAACAAAGCUCAACAUCCUUCUUUGAUGUAUCCAAAGUAGCAGCGUCACAGUUGAAGGAGCAAGCUUCAUUGCCGGCUACUCCUGACCAAGCUAAAUCCGAUAAAGAAAAAUCAGCAUUAUCAUCUGCGUCAUCGUUGGAAACUGUUAGUGAACGCCUUAAAGCAUUAGAGGAUCAAGUGAAACAAAAGACAAACGAUAGGCAGUAAAGUCAUUUCAUGAUGUACUAUCUAUCAUCAUUCCGGGAGCCUAUGUCGCUAUCGAUUUUGUUUCGUGAACGUGAGAUAAGUGCUGAAAGAUCAACCAUAGGCCAUAACUGCCUUUUCUUGUGGAAUAAGGAGAACUGGAGUAGUUGUACCUUCAAGAAGAGUAGGUGUUACUUCGAUAAAUUUGGACUUGUAUACAAGACUCAUACAAGGGUUCAUAUAAGGGGAGAGUUGACUGCACAUAAAUCCGAUGAGGUUCCAUCUUAAAAUCACUUGGUAUAAGGAGGAGUAGCCCAUCAAUUAAAUAUAUAUAUGUUAGUCAACCUCUUUGUAAUUCUUCGAUGUGAUCGAUCACAUGUGGUACAUUUUUUCAACAUAGUGAUCAAUCCGGUGGGGUUAAACCAAUUAAGGAAUGGAUGACGGCUCACUGCUUUUUCCUGGUGAGGAAUUAUGCCUUAGGAUUAUAUAACAUUGGAUGACAAUUCUUUAUUAUACUUGCAUUUAUAGAAAAACAUUGCGAAUGACGUCGUGAUUGCAUUAAUGGUUGCAAAUUCCCGAACGCAGCACCUCACGAUGUUAUAACUCUUGUAAAUUGCGAUGUGAAUUGUUAACUUAAUUAUUUUCAUUUUUAUUGUAGUUAAUAGUAAUUUAAGCUUUCGAGAACAUAUAAUUAAAAUAAAGCUUAUAAUAAGUCUUUUAGAACCUAAUACUUAUUAGUAAAAAACUAUUAUAUUGGCUAAUAAGUAAUACUCCUUCAUAAUGAUUAUUACUCCUUGAUUUUGAAUCACAAAAUGGGGUUUUGACUUUUGAGGAAUAGUAAGAUUAACGGUCAUUAUUUAAUGAAAUGAUCUCAUUUUUAUUCUAUGCCCGUUGGGUCGACUCCGGUAUUGCUAGAUCUUCCAUAGUGUAUCACAACCAGAGUUGUCGAAUCGGGUGCUCCGAGUUGGGUAUUGGGUUUGCAUACUAUUUUUUGGUUUACUUUGUACUUAACGUGUCUAGCGGGAGUUCACAAGUUUAGUAGUCUUCUACACAUUCUUGUGUUGAAACUUGAAAGGGAUUGUCAAGUUAACAUAUUUUUAAUUUUGUAAAAGAGUUAAAAACAUAUUUAUAAUAUGCAUCAUUUCUUGAAUAGAUCAUUUGGUAUUAUUUGAAUAUACUUAGAAUAUACGGUUUGUUUUGUCGUAUAGCAUGGAUAUAAUAGUAAGUCAAUGGGUUAGUUGUUGACUAGUUACGAAGAAUCAUUAAGCACGUUAUUAGUUCGUCUAUUAAGAUUUAAGAUUUAAGACCGUGAACAAGUUGGACAUUUUAUAAUUCUGAUUUUGAGCAAUUAUAAUAUUUAUAUAUACUCAUCAAUUCAUGUUCACAAGGAUAAUUAAAGAGUUUUGUUAUUUUAUUCAGGUUGUGGUAGAGGUGUAAUUUCUAGUGUUUUGGUGAAGUUUAGUAUAUAAUAAUCCUUAUAGAGUUGGGUUAAUUUCACUUUUGGAGUAUAUGUAAAUAUUUUUAAAAUUUGAUUUUAAUUUUAUGUACGAGUUAUUUUCAAUUGUUUCGGUCGGGUUACAUUCGAAUUUGGUUUAUCGAGUCAAUUUUGAACAACUUUAGUUGUAGUUUUAAACCAAAGAGGUAGUGGACUGUUGGUUAAAAGCUAAAAGAUCGAGGUAUUUGGUACAAUAGAUGUUAGGUUCAUAAACUUUGUAUUGGGAUCGAUUUUGUGGGGUGGUUAGAAGAGUAAUGGUAAGUGUUAGGUUCAUUUAUUCUCGAGUCGAGGAAUUCUUUGGCCGCCUCUCUUUUGUGGGUAUGAGUUACCGUCUUUCUUUACUCCCCAGACAUUGAUCAUAGUUUUAUAUUUUCUAUUUUGUUUUUGAGUUUUAGAAAUCAGAGUGUCGAUUGUUGAGUUUUUGUGAUAAAAAAUUAUCAAAUAACAAAAAUAAAUUUACAUUGCAAUUUUUCAAAUUAAAGUUCAGGGUAUGGAGAAUCCUCUACAAACAAAAAAGGAAGAUAAUUUGUUUUUUUUUACGCGGUGAAAAUCAAAUUUUUAUUUCAGCCGGUCUCUUGAGAGAUCCACACUCUCAAGCCCAGUUCAUUAAAGGUUAAUGCAUGCUCUUACUUUAUAUUUUUCUUUAUUGUUCGAUCCAAUUAAAGAUAAUCACUCAAAAAGAUCGUCUUUUACAAGAAUAUGUGUUUUUAUGU
This is a messenger RNA of Amaranthus tricolor (Joseph's coat), 3740 nucleotides long. RefSeq names its product mitochondrial inner membrane protein OXA1-like. Bases 195 to 1556 code for a protein of 453 amino acids. The record is from RefSeq and is a predicted model, not a curated record. Lineage: Eukaryota; Viridiplantae; Streptophyta; Magnoliopsida; Caryophyllales; Amaranthaceae. Gene Ontology annotation, biological process: protein insertion into mitochondrial inner membrane from matrix; mitochondrial respiratory chain complex IV assembly. The transcript is spliced from 11 exons. Gene Ontology annotation, cellular component: mitochondrial inner membrane. Gene Ontology annotation, molecular function: membrane insertase activity.